AGGUGAAGCUGCUGUGAAAAUGAACGACCAAUAUUCACUGAAUAACAUCGACGGCCUGCUUUUUCAGUUUGCUCUACAAACGAGGGAGCUUUCCCAAAAGAAGAAUGAAGUCAACCAACAACAUAAAGUGAGCAGAGUCGAGGCCGCUGAGAGGAGGUCGUGCAUUGAGCAAAUCCACAGAAAUAUCAAAACACUUGAGGGACAAAUCAGACUGAAGCAGAGCACUCUGAUACAUAAUAAAGAGUAUGCGAAAAGCAUGAAGGCGACUAACAGCCUGCUUCUUCAGUACGAGCAGACGCUGAAAGCAGAACUGGAGAGCAGAAACGCCAGCUACAACCAUGACCUGGAAGUCUUUGCAGAGAGAAUUGCAAGCUGCAGGAAUACCUUCCAGUCGCACAAAGAAUAUUAUUGCCAACAUCCUCUUGCUCAAAAGCUCCUGACGCUGCAGGCUGAAAAAGAGGAGAUUGAGUUUAGGAUCAAGGGUUGUGAUGAUCAAAUAACAAUGAAACAGAUGGAGCUGGACCAACCCACUGGUCCAGCCAUCGAUUCUUCUUCCACUGAGAAACCACCAGACGGUGUUUCUGGCCAACAGCCGAUAGAGGAACCAGACAAACCAUUAGAUCCUCAGACAGAGGAGGAAAGUAAUUCUUCCAUUGAUAUCUCUUCUCUUCAUCUCUACCAGACAAAGAAUGGUAAUAAAACAUUUGUAGAGGCAACUGAUGAUGAAGAGGCGUGUGAGGGAAACCAGGUUCAGCAGACUACCAUCUGCAGCCCGUCCUCAGGAGAAGAAAACCAUGAGCUGUGGGCACGUCCGCCGUUGGAUGAGCAAAGACAGCCAGAUGAGAUGCACACCGGCGAUCAGGAAACUGAACAAGAGGACCAAGUCCCGCAAUCCACUGUAUCAGCACCGGAGGUGGAGGAACAAGUAGCUCUCGAUGAAGAGCAGGCGAUGAGCGAGGAGGACCUUGGUGAGGGACUCGCUGCUUUUCCUCAGUCGUCAUCUCAAGACAACAAUCCUCAGGCGCCCCCGGUGAAAACGGCAGCUGUGCCUUCAACCCCAACAUUCCCAUUUAAUUUCAGCCCCGCUGGCUCCCCAUGUCAAGGCCCCUCCGAUAGCAAAUCUCCAGCGUUCCUGUUCUCUCUGAACUCUGAGCCGAGCACCCCGGGCUUCUCUGGGUUUGGAUUUGACGCGAGCAAUUCACAGGAGGAGGAGUCCCCUUUCGCUUUUGCCUUCCCUUUUUUCAACGAUAAGAAAACUACAGAACCAAAGUCUUCAACCAACGGGUACGUAUCUGAUGAUGUUGCAGGUCCGGAGUUCCUGUUUGGACCACCAGAGCAGAGUGAAGCCUUCCAGUUCGCCUUCGCCUCCAAAAGCCCUCAAACCACCAACACCACGGAGGACUUUCCUUUUGCAUUCAAUUUUUGAGAAUUGGAGGUCAAACAUCUGACAUGCUGAAUUAUUGUUUGUAAAACCAGUUUGUUCCUUAUUUUCUUCUCAUAUAGUAGUUGAUGACAAAUCUUAGGUAAGGGUUCACAGUUUAAAAUGGUUAUGCAACUUAAGU
This is a messenger RNA of Pseudoliparis swirei, 1562 nucleotides long. RefSeq lists its product as uncharacterized. Gene Ontology annotation, biological process: meiotic DNA double-strand break processing involved in reciprocal meiotic recombination; oogenesis; homologous chromosome pairing at meiosis. The coding region runs from base 20 to 1426 and encodes 468 amino acids. The record is from RefSeq and is a predicted model, not a curated record. Lineage: Eukaryota; Metazoa; Chordata; Actinopteri; Perciformes; Liparidae. The transcript is spliced from 14 exons. Gene Ontology annotation, cellular component: central element.